ACGAUAAAUAUAUUUAUAAUAAUUAAAUACAUUAAAUAUAUAUAUAUCGGUUAAAUAUAUGAUUUAAUUUUACACAAAUUUAUAAUGAUGUCAUCCCAAGUUUUAGUCUCGCGACCCCGUUUUGACACACGAGCUGUGGCGCAGAAUGGCUUACAACUGCCGGUCGAACCGGAGACCUCCGUUAAGGAAAACCUGUACGCCGGUACAUCCGCCGGUCUGGCAACGGCGGGCUACCGGAGCGCCAAAUACACCACCGGCGAGUGGUUCGCCAAUAACUCUACCCUGCUGAACCGGGCAGUCACAGACCGGAGCAUCGCGGAGAGAAUCUGCCACGAGUCCAAAGCGCUGAAAGCAGAAACCGACACCGGGACUUUACGCACUCAGACUGAGGGCACCAAACACCUGGGCGAGCGCCUGCAGGACAUCCACCGCUGGAGAUCCGAGCUGGAGCGCUUCAUCGAGCGCCUGGCCGCAGAAACAGACCUGCAAACGCGCUCCAGGAGGCGGCUCGAGAGAGCGCUGGACGCCACCGAGAUCCCGUUCGCCAUCGCCACUGAUAACCUGACCUGCCGAGAGAGACGCUUCGGGCCGGACCUGGUGAAGGAUCAGGUGGAGGAGGAACUACUGAAGGAGGUGGAGUUGAUCAGAAGCAUUCAGGCCCUGCUGAAAAAAACUCUGGAUCAAACUGUCAAUCAGAUAAGGCUGAACCAGGAGGUAAAGCAGACUCUUGAGUUAGACUGGUCUGAUAAACAGCAGGCCUACAGUCUGGACGAUCAGUGUGGUCGCUAUAACAACAUGAGCACAGACACACAAUGGCAUCCCAGCUCAGCGGUGCUGCAGGACCAGGUGAGUGAUCAGGAGGCAUGGCGUAAGUUUACUCAGGAUAACCUACGGCUGGCGGAGCAAGAGGAGGCGGCGAGUCAGGCCCUGCGGCAGCUGUCUGAGCAGGUUCUGCAGGACACGGCUGAGGACCUGCGGGUGCAAUGUGCCGCUGUAGAUCGGGCAUUCACCCAGCGCUGCAUGGAGCUGAGCCAGGCCAAAACACAGCUGGAACUCCACCUAACACAGAUUGUGGAGCAGAUCGGGGCUCAGGAGAGGAAUAUUUCAUACCUGCAGCAGGCUGUGUACGAUAAAGAAGCUCCGCUCAGAGUGGCCCAGUCCAGACUGCAUUACCGGGCCCUUAGACCCAAUAUGGAGCUGUGCCGAGACCAGCCACAACUCAGUCUGUUAGGUGAGGUGUCAGAGCUCAGCGGUACAGCAUCAGCCCUGCAGCAGCAGCUGUAUGAAGCUCGCAGAUCUUUAUCUGACCUCGAGGAGAGCAGACUCACACUGGAGAAAGACAUCGCCUGCAAAACCAACUCCGUCCUCAUCGACCGAGAGAAGUGUAUGACACACCGCACACGAUACCCUACUGUUACAAUGCUGUCUGGAUACUGACACACUCACAACAGGAUGGGAGAUCUAGACCAGUUACAGUUAUUUCAUGUUGUUUGUAGUGUCUGUACUGGUUGUUAUUGUGUGUAUUUGCAGUGAUUCCAAGGCAAACAAAUAAAAAAGGGAGAGUGUGAAUCAAUGAGACACACACACACCCAGAAAGGCCUGCAGUACUAUGUUUGAACACAGGGUGGCCAUAGAGUGUCAUGCAAGUUUAAACUGAACUGUCAUUAUCACAUGGCACAUUUACAAUAGCAUCCUCUCUCUGUGUGGGAAAUUUGAAGGACAUAGUCCACAUUAAUGCAUGUAUAAUGUGUGUGUUAAUGUGUGCGUGAAUGUUAGAGAAAUACUGAUAGAGAGAAACAGGUAAAAAGGGUCUAUUAUUACCAGUGAAACGACACGACUCUCGUCACUAAGUCAACGCGCUGCUAAUUCAAACUUAUUUUGGUCAUCUUUCCUCUGCUUAUCUCUUCUAAUUCCUUUUCAGAUGAAAUGAGAUACGGAGAUGAAAUCAUCGAGUGGUUCUUUUAUUUAGAGAUGUUGAAAACUCAUCGUAUCUGGAGUUUUGAUUGGCGGUUGUUUGGCUCUUAUCAGUGAGCACCGAUAAAGAUGAGUAAGUGUGUGCUGAGGUUACAUGCAGGGCUUUUGGACCAAGGGAUGGGAGAAGACGAGCAAAUUAGAAAAGAGAUAAA
Messenger RNA from Myxocyprinus asiaticus (Chinese sucker), 2126 nucleotides. RefSeq names its product tektin 4 (gene tekt4). The record is from RefSeq and is a predicted model, not a curated record. Lineage: Eukaryota; Metazoa; Chordata; Actinopteri; Cypriniformes; Catostomidae. The transcript has 6 exons. Gene Ontology annotation, cellular component: sperm flagellum; microtubule cytoskeleton; nucleus. The coding region runs from base 85 to 1437 and encodes 450 amino acids. Gene Ontology annotation, biological process: cilium assembly; cilium movement involved in cell motility.